AUGGCGAGCAAGUCCCAGCUGAUGCUUCUGGCCAUGGUUGUGACAGUCCUCCUGGUUGGAGUGGACGUUGGUGGCAUCGCAAGCGCAGCAGCCCAGCAGAAAUGCAAAUCUGGAUGGAACUGGGACGGCCACAAGUGCAUCCAGUGUCCCAAGGGCUGGUACUGGUAUAGCAACGAUUGCCACAGAUGCCUCUCCGGUUGGAAGUGGAGUGGAAGCAAAUGCGUGAGCUGCCCGAGCAACUGGUACUGGUACAACAACAAGUGCCACCAAUGCCCGUCCGGAUGGAAGUGGAGUGGAAGCAAGUGUGUGAGCUGCCCCAGUGACUGGUAUUGGUAUAACAACGAUUGCCACCGCUGUCCGUAUGGCUGGAAAUGGAGCAAGGCUCACUGCACCAAGAACUAA
Molecule: messenger RNA, 402 nt
Organism: Selaginella moellendorffii
Lineage: Eukaryota; Viridiplantae; Streptophyta; Lycopodiopsida; Selaginellales; Selaginellaceae
Exons: 1
Coding region: 1-402 (133 amino acids)
Source: RefSeq, a predicted model, not a curated record